This is a messenger RNA of Chanos chanos (milkfish), 4582 nucleotides long. RefSeq names its product DGCR8 microprocessor complex subunit (gene dgcr8). Lineage: Eukaryota; Metazoa; Chordata; Actinopteri; Gonorynchiformes; Chanidae. The transcript is spliced from 14 exons. The record is from RefSeq and is a predicted model, not a curated record. Gene Ontology annotation, cellular component: microprocessor complex. Gene Ontology annotation, molecular function: heme binding; identical protein binding; double-stranded RNA binding. The coding region runs from base 410 to 2761 and encodes 783 amino acids. Gene Ontology annotation, biological process: primary miRNA processing.
GAGGUUGAGGGGAGUCGAAUGAGUCUUGUUGAGAAAUAUACUGGGAUUUAAUAAAGAUAUUGCAUGUAUCUGGCUGAUGUUGCCCUGACGGAAGACUCGGCAGUGGACGAUGACCAGUGCCUUUAUGUUGGCACCGUUCAAGCUGAAUGCAUUGUGAUUUCCAAUAAUUGAGACAGUGAUUUCUAAAAAGCUGUCUACAUUAAUGAAAAGAACAAUGUAGUCAGCUUAGCAUGUUCAACACAUGAUCUAUUCACAAAGCAUUUUUCUCUCCAUCUAAAUCUUCACAUGCAUGUGUUUGAGCUUAAUAAGAUUUAGCUGUUUGCUUUAAAAAACUAAGAUUAAGCAUUUUUCCCCUCUUUCUAAAUAUUUUACUCUCCCUCUUGCUUUAUCUAUAUAUUUAAAACUGAAAAUGGAGAACGAUGGUGUUUCACCCCCUCUCCCUCUUGAGCCCCCUGAUUUAGUCGAAUUGGGGAGCUGUAAUAGUUUUGCCCCUCCACCACCUCCCCUGCAAACGUCCAGUGACGCAGAGGAAAUGGACGUUAGCUCUGGUGGUGAUGGACCCCCGCUACCUCCCAUAGAGGGUACCAUAGCUCAGGAGCUCCUCACUAGGGGUUCCACGGGCCUCCGCAGUCACCCGCUCGACGUCUCCCACACCCACCCGGGCGGCGCGUGCCCCCGUACGGCCCGUCACGCCCCCCCCGUAACUAAGUUUCUCCCUAACCUGAAACUACUGAAAGAUGUGAAAAUUAGUGUAAGCUUCACAGACAGUAGCAAGAGCAAGGACAGAAAGGUAUUGUAUACAGGAGAGGAGCAAGAAGGGAGCAGUUUAGAGAGUCUGAACGGGGAGGUGCAGGAGGAGGUGGGCGAGGAGGAAGGCUGCCCCCACGGUCGCUCGAGGCCGGGAAACGGAGCGGCCACAGCGGCCGAGAGAAAGAGCGAAGACUUGGAAACGGAACAAGAGAACAAAGUGGAGUUUGCUGUGCUGGACGAACUGGAGGACUUCAGCGAGAACUUUCUGGAUACGGACGACGGGGAGACCAGCGGGUUUAGGUCAGAGGUCAUAGCUCAGCAAGAACACGGAGUGCAUGAGGAGGACCUGAGCUACUCCUAUGAGGAGGACUUUGACAACGACGUAGACGCUCUGUUAGAGGAGGGCAUGCCUGUGCCUAAAAAGAUGCGACUGGCCGAGGACAAGUACACUGGAGACAGCGACCACCAAUCGGACGGAGAGGGCGGAGUCCAGCCUAUGAUGACCAAAAUCAAGACUGUUUUAAAGAGUCGCGGGCGGCCACCCACUGAACCACUUCCUGAUGGGUGGAUCAUGACAUUCCAUAAUUCAGGGAUUCCGGUUUACCUCCAUCGUGAAACCCGUGUGGUCACCUGGUCCAGACCCUACUUCCUUGGCACGGGAAGCAUCCGGAAACACGACCCGCCCACCAGUAGCAUUCCCUGUUUGCACUAUAAGAAAAUGAAGGAACAGGAAGAAAGGGAGCAAAACGGAGAGGUGACGCCGAAUUCGGAGGUGUCGCCGGCCAAGCCGACGGAGGAGUCCGAUUCGCUGGAGCGGGCGGACGAGCCGGACUCCACCGCCCCGGAGGAGAGCGCGGCCCGGGCCGCGGAGGACGCCGGUCAGGCGUCGGCGGAACCCCAGGGGGAGGUCAAAGAGGGGCAGCCCGGGGAUUCGGCCCAGGGGGCUCUGGGUCAGGUCAAGGCCAAAGUGGAAGUGUGCAAAGACGAAUCUGUGGAUAUUGAGGAGUUUCGCAGCUACCUGGAGAAAUGCUUCGACUUUGAGCAGGUCACGGUGAAAAAGUUUCGCACGUGGGCAGAACGCAGGCAGUUCAACAGAGACAUGAAGAGGAAGCAGGCGGAGUCCGAGAGGCCCAUCCUGCCGGCCAAUCAGAAACUCAUCACCCUCUCCGUACAAGACGCGCCCACGAAGAAAGAAUUUGUCAUUAACCCCAAUGGGAAAUCAGAAGUGUGCAUCCUUCAUGAAUACAUGCAACGAGUUCUCAAAGUCCGACCUGUUUACAAUUUCUUUGAAUGUGAAAACCCGAGCGAACCUUUCGGAGCUUCUGUUAUAAUAGAUGGAGUAACUUAUGGCACAGGGACAGCAAGUAGUAAAAAACUCGCCAAGAAUAAAGCUGCUCGAGCUACACUGGAGAUCCUCAUUCCUGACUUUGUUAAGCAGACGUCUGAGGAGAAGCCAAUAGAAGGCGAUGAACUGGAGUAUUUUAAUCAUAUCAGUAUUGAAGAUUCGAGAGUGUACGAACUGACCAACAAAGCAGGUUUACUGUCUCCGUAUCAGAUUCUUCAUGAGUGCCUUAAAAGAAACCACGGCAUGGGCGACACCAGCAUUAAGUUUGAGGUGAUUCCCGGAAAGAACCAGAAGAGCGAAUAUGUGAUGACGUGCGGGAAACACACCGUGCGAGGCUGGUGUAAGAAUAAGCGAGUGGGGAAACAGCUGGCUUCUCAAAAGAUCCUGCAGAUGCUUCACCCUCACGUUAAAAACUGGGGCUCCCUGCUGCGCAUGUACGGGCGAGAGAGCAGUAAGAUGGUCAAAAAGGAGAAUUCAGACAAAAGCGUGAUCGAGCUCCAACAGUUUGCCAAAAAGAACAAGCCAAACCUGCACAUCUUGAACAGACUGCAAGAGGAGAUGAGAAAACUGGCCAGUGAAAGGGAGGAAACCAGAAAGAAGCCUAAGAUGACGAUCGUGGAGUCUGCGCAGCCGGGAAGUGAGCCCUUGUGCACUGUAGACGUUUAAAAAAAAAAAAAAAACUCUCGCAGCCUAUCUGUUACCAUGGCGCUGACCAAUGAUAGCGAUAGUGGCAACGCAAAAGAUCACGCCAUUAUUUGUGAGUUAUGCAUUACCCUGCAGUGCAAAAACGGCAAUACUAGUUACAACUUCUUUUUUUUUUCUUUUUUCUUGAAAAGACCUUCGUGGUCAUUCCAACGUGAGCUGUAGAUUUUGUCUCCUGGGCUUUUGUGACUGAAAUAUUUUGUCAUUUGUGUCAAACUGUGGAAUGCACUAUGAAAAGGCUAAGAGAUCAUGGAAUACCUCUGGGUGCGUUAUUUGUACCGUACUUGUAUACCGCAAAUAAACCACAGAAUUAUGAAUUACUUGUUCUGCAUACCAGUAAAUAUCCCAAAACCAUUCAGAGAGAAGAUAUAUGAACAUGUUGUAGUUUAAUGCCUGUUAAGAGUAUGUUAUUGAUUGGUAUGGAUUUGUCGAAGCUUGCUUUUUAAAUAUUUCUUUACACUGUGUUCCUCGGAUGCAGAUAAUAAAUAAAGGCGUAAUUCAGUGUAUUUCCACAUAUUCCACUAACACAAGCUCAGUGCAGUACCAGAUGUGUCUAAAUAGAUAUGCUUUAAGAAUUACCCUUCUGGUGGUACAUUUUUGUGAGUUUUUGUGGUACACAGUGAAACCUGAACUUAAUGGGUGUGGGUCAUUCACAGGGUUGACACUGUACAUAAAUUAUGUAUCGAUGUUGAGGUGGAUAUUUUAAUAGUUACAGGUUACGGUUGUUUUAAGCAAGCAACCAAAUGAUUUUGCACGGUGAACAACACAAAAACGUCUGAUGCGAUUUCAAAUGCCUACCGUUUUACAGCACAGCAGACACCAGACGCGUCCGUGUCCUCACACUGACACUCUUUACAAAAAAAAAAAAAGUCCACUUGAGAAUGUAACUUUUUGCAAGACUUGUUUAAAAAGAAAGAAUUGAAGUCUUUUCAAUGGCCUUUUCCAUUCAAGAAACACAGGAUCAGACACAUAUCAGUGAACGGUUCGUGACACCGUUCCGCUAAGCUAAGAUCCUGCGUGGGGUUUUUUUUUUGUUUGUUUGUUUGUUUGUUUGUUUUUCUUUUCAGCUCUGCAGAAAACACAAGCACAAGGGCUUGAAGUACUGUAGUCUCGGAGUAUGAGGGUUUCUGUGUUUUACUCCUCCUCUUUGUUUUUGUUAACGUGACUUUUGGAUCUGGCAUUUCAUUUUAUUCCACAGACAUACAAACGCAUUUCUCUCCCUCUGUUGCAAACAGACGUAAUUGACUGGUCAAUGCCUUAGUUAACCCCAGUGUUUCAGGGUCCAUUCUGCUGUCUAAAGGGAAAAGCAAAGCCAAACCCUAUAUUUGUUUUGUUUUUUUGUUUGUUUGGGGGGUUUUUUGUUGUUGUUGUUUUUUUUGCAUUGAAUCUGCUGUUAACAUGGAACUACCCAGGACACACUGACCGUUACUGUCGAUAUUACAGAGAAAAAAAAAAAGCCUUUUUUUUUUUUUUUUCUUACAAGCAUGCGCUUCUUGAUUGUCUUAACUGACUGUUUGUGGACGAUUAGAUGUACGUUUGCUAUUGUCGUGACAGCUGAUUGUGUAUAAAUCCAGUUUUGAAAAAAAAAAAAAAAAAAGAGAGAGAGAGAGAGAGAGAGGAAGAAACGUAUAGGCAGACGCGAUCUUUCCCCUCAAGGCGAUCCACUACAACGGCAACUCCAUACCUCGAACAAAACAAAACCCCAUCAUAUCACCAAGUCCAACAGAUGAAGGAACCAUGUGAACCAAAGCUUAAACAGUCUUAUGCAUUUUUAUAGAAUACUAU